This is a messenger RNA of Sander lucioperca (pikeperch), 2485 nucleotides long. RefSeq names its product IKBKB interacting protein. The coding region runs from base 570 to 1817 and encodes 415 amino acids. The transcript has 3 exons. Lineage: Eukaryota; Metazoa; Chordata; Actinopteri; Perciformes; Percidae. The record is from RefSeq and is a predicted model, not a curated record.
CCUUGAAAGACAUCAUUAAUCCGGUAUGGCCACAUUCAGGACUAAAUAACAGCUAAAUAAUGCUGGCAGCCGCUUACGUGGCUGGCUGAGGCGUUUAAUGGGCUUCUUGCGCUGUCGGAACUAUGAGAGUUUAGGUUGGGGCCUAACGAUGGAACAAAUUGGCAAACGCGACUGAAAAUUGUAAUUUUGUUUCAAACCAUUGUGUGGCUUGAGCUAAAAGAUAAAACAUCAAUACAUUUAAUGCAUCAAUACUGGCUUUUUUGUUACAGAUUGUGUGUUACUAAGUAAUCAUGUUGGUAAUUGUAUAUACGAGCAUAAGAGAAGCAUUUGAAGGCGGCACUUUUCCAAGGAACAGGGUAACGUUAAGCAAAAGGAUUGUUUUAGCGGUAACAUUAGCAAAACCCAGCCGUUAUUUUAUACUUUUUACGUUACUUUAGUAUCCUGCAUUAUGACCUUAUCUGUGAAAGAAGUGUUAUAUUGCACAACGUAACGAAUAGCUGGUUAGACUUUUUUUUUAUACUGUUAAAGCCUGGUGAAUUUCUUCAUAGUAAAAGUAACUGUGUGCUAAAAUGCCUACUGAGUUAAAACAGAGGAAGAAGUCACAGAAACACAGCGAUGAAGUGUCCGGAACGUCGGCUGCAAAUGGCAAAGACGAAGAGCUAAAAGUGAAGACAGAAGCUGGAAACAACGCAGGAGCGAAUAAAACCUCUUCGAGUUUGGAUAUAAGAAGUAUAAUGUGCUUAUUGUCGCUUGCAGCAUGCGGGGCUCUGAGUUGGGUGGUGCUACAGCAAAAUGAAAGGUUUUCCGAAAUUGAAGAAAAGUACAAGUCAUUACACGGAAAGACUUCAAGUCUCUUCGACAUGGAGGAAGAAGUCCUAAAGGUUUCUAAAAAGCUCGCCGCCUCUGAGGAUGACCUACAGGAGGCGCUCUCCACCGUCUCCCUGGCAACACGACUCCAGCAGGACAUCUCCACCCUCCACGCUGCCGUCAUGGUGAUGCAGGCCGACGAGAACUCCGCCUCCCGUGACCUGCAGACGGUCAACGCCCACUUCCUCAACGUGACGGAGACGUGGCAGGAGCGUCUGGCCGCCAUCACCUCUGACCUGGCUGUCCUCAAGGCCGAGUCACGGGAAGCUCACGGCGGAGCCACAGAGCGGGUUAACGAGGCCGAGCGGAGGGCCCAGUCACUGGCGGAGAAGUUGGAGGAGCUUGAGGACAGCACAAAAAGGAAUGCCCGAGCUCUGGAGCGCACGGAGGGAGACGACACCAAGCAAAUACAGGAUCACCUGGACUGGAACACCAAGCAGAUCCACAAACUGGAGGAGCAGAUCAGCAGCCUGACCAAGAGGGAGGCCGAGCUCAGCUCCCAGCUCCAGGAGCACAUUCCCCGGGCACAGGAGUGUGAAGAGCACCUGCCUCAGGUGGAGGAGGCGGUGCGUGCCAUCCUGAGGCUGGCGGGUGAUCUGAGUGGGGCAGAAAAACGCCUGGAAGAGGUGACGUUACAGGUGUUUGGGACUGAGGACAGCAUGCUGAAAGCACUUAAUGAAAUCAUUCAGAUCAGACAGGAGCUGGACACUCUGCAGGCUCAAAACAGCAUCCUGAAGAUGAAGAAUGAGUUGUCCGUGGUUAAAGAGGCUGUCCGUGAACUCACCAUGGUGCUAAGGGAAACUACAGCCGACAGCCAAAAGGAUUCUGACACUUUGGAGGAAGAAGGAUGGAAAUAUGAUGAUGAUGAUGAUGAAGAGGUGGAGGAGGAGGAGGAGGAGUGGGAAAAAGAUGAGACAACUCAACUUCUACAUGAUGACCUCACUGAAUGAUGUCAUUGUAUUGAGUCACCUAGGGAAAAGGAGUGGCCCUGUUUUACUCUUUGCUGUAAAAUGGCGAUCAAAGUUCAGUAUUAAUGUCUUUCAAAAUGUGUACCUGCGCAGACAAUUGGUGACUAUCAUUGCAUAAAAGUUCCCUGAUUUCAACACAAACUCUGGUAUACAUGCACUGUAUCACUAAAUUAAAAUCAAGAUUUUUUUUUUAAAUUUUAAUAUUAUUUUAAUGUGGAAGUGACACAUUUAGGUUUCUUUAGUGAUUGUAUACUACAUGCCCCAUUACUGGGAUAUAGUUGUACAGCAAUAUCUAAGUCUUUCCUGAUAUAACUCCAUUAGAUCCGAAACGAUUAGUCGAUUAGUCAAUUAUGCAAUUUCAUGACAUCGCCUUGUACGUUAAGAAAAUAUCAUGGGCAUUUUUCACAGUUACUGACAUUCUUGUAGACUAAAUGAAUAAUUGAUGAAUCAAGAAAAUAAUUGUGAGUUGCAGCCCUAAACUACAUCUCUGUCAGUAUCAGAUUUGGUACAUGAAUAGCUUUUGUAGAUGUGCAAUAAAUCUUAAUGUUUUUGAUAACUAUUAUAUUUCCAUCUGAUUUUGGUUUCACCUGUUGAAAGCAUGGCAAUCAUUUCAUCACUGAACUUAUUUAAUAAAAUCUUUUUAUUGAAAA